Molecule: messenger RNA, 600 nt
Organism: Striga asiatica
Lineage: Eukaryota; Viridiplantae; Streptophyta; Magnoliopsida; Lamiales; Orobanchaceae
Source: the annotation of a GenBank genome assembly
AUGGAUAUUUCGACAUCAUCUUUUCAACGUCAUCUAUUGGUUGGAAACGAGAAGGGGGAACCCAACGAGGAGGACGGCAGUCAACAUCAUAACCCUACCAAGGUACUGCUUGAUAAAUUCAUAUGGUCCGCAGUCAGUAGGAAAUCCUGGGCAGCCUGCUUCGAUUUCUCGCUUCUUUUACGAUUGAAGGCUUCCCACGGGUCGGUUUCGGCUUCGGACUCAUUGAAGCAGGAAAAAGGCUCUGAGACUGAUGAUGAGUCACCGGGUCGGUUGUCGGCAAUUGAUCGGAAGAAGUUACUUGUCGAUCCAAAAUUAGCAUCAAAAAAAGAAACUGCAAACUAUGGCAUCAAUCAAGCAGGGUCAGAUGAAAUAAGCUUGCACUCCACAAGUUUUGGUUCCUUACCUGGUGGCGUGGACACCAUUGCUCGAACAGUUUUCUCAUUGUCAAGCUCCACAUCCUUUAUACGUUCAGAGACUUGUUAUAAAUCGGAUAUUCCGACAUCAUCUCUUCAACGUCCUCUAUUGGUUGGAAACGAGAAGUGGGAACCCAGCGAGGAGGACGGCAGUCGACAUCAUAACCCUACCAAGAUUGAACAAUAA